Penicillium mononematosum is the source of this 183-nucleotide messenger RNA. RefSeq lists its product as uncharacterized. The record is from RefSeq and is a predicted model, not a curated record. Lineage: Eukaryota; Fungi; Ascomycota; Eurotiomycetes; Eurotiales; Aspergillaceae. The coding region runs from base 1 to 183 and encodes 60 amino acids. The transcript has a single exon.
AUGGCUAACGGUACUGAUCAGAAUUUGACACUCGCCGACAGGGUGAAGUUCAUCAGAAAUAUGGAUGACCAGACAUGGCCGCUCGUCAUCUUGGCGGAAUUGGACGACGCGAGCAGAGACAAGCUCGUGCAGCGAUUGCGCCCCAAUGCCCAAGAAGAUAAACACUCUUCAACGAGAGGGUAA